AUGUCCGAACGCAAAGUGCUCCAGAAGUACUACCCCCCGGAUUUCGAUCCCUCUUCUCUCACGCGCAAGCGUGGACCGAAGCAGACCGGCCCCAAGGUCCAAACAGUCCGCAUCAUGGCACCGUUCUCGAUGAAGUGCACAACAUGCGGAGAGUACAUCUACAAGGGAAGAAAAUUCAACAGCAGAAAAGAAACGAACCAAGCAGAAAGGUAUCUCAACAUUCAGAUUCACCGCUUUCAUAUCAAAUGCACUAGAUGCUCGGCGGAAAUUAUCUUCAGGACGGACCCCAAGAUCGCCGACUAUGCCGUGGUCAAGGGCGCGCUGCGCAACAUGGAGCCCUGGCGUAACAAGGAGGGUGAGAAGGAGAGUGUCGACGAAAGGCUGGACAGACUGGAGCGUGAGGAGGCCGAGGCCGCGGGCGAGGAGGAGAAGAACGCGAUGGCGGACUUGGAGGCCAAGAACGAGGACGCAAGAAGGGAGAUGGCGGCUGCGGACGCACUCGACGAGAUUCGGCAGCGCAACGCGCGCAUUCAGCGGUCAGAGAAGGACGGUAUCGACUUCUCCGAGUACGUUGUACGGCCCGAGGAUGAGGAGAAGGCGAGGUUGGAGAGGGAGGAUGAGGAGGCCGCGAGGAGAGCGUUUGCUGCUGCGCGGGAGAGGGCCUCUCUGAUGGACCUUGGGGAAGAGAUUAUCGAUGACGAUGGUGAUGUCGCUGAGGCGGGAGUUAACGGCGAUGCGGCUACAUCAUCAGGGUCAGGGGACAGGACGGAGACCGCGGAAGCGAGGGCCGUGAGGGAUACUUCGACAAUGCCGCCGCCACCGCCUCCGGUCAAGCGGGUGGUGAAGAAGAAGAAGGACUACUCUGCGGCGCUUGGCAUCAAGAAGAAGCCGUCGCUAGUUUGA
This is a messenger RNA of Colletotrichum graminicola M1.001, 903 nucleotides long. RefSeq lists its product as uncharacterized. Lineage: Eukaryota; Fungi; Ascomycota; Sordariomycetes; Glomerellales; Glomerellaceae. Gene Ontology annotation, cellular component: U2-type catalytic step 1 spliceosome. Gene Ontology annotation, biological process: mRNA splicing, via spliceosome. The record is from RefSeq and is a predicted model, not a curated record. The transcript has 2 exons. Bases 1 to 903 code for a protein of 300 amino acids.